Molecule: messenger RNA, 880 nt
Organism: Episyrphus balteatus (marmalade hoverfly)
Lineage: Eukaryota; Metazoa; Arthropoda; Insecta; Diptera; Syrphidae
Product: pre-mRNA-splicing factor Syf2
Exons: 1
Coding region: 73-768 (231 amino acids)
Cellular component (GO): catalytic step 2 spliceosome; Prp19 complex; post-mRNA release spliceosomal complex
Source: RefSeq, a predicted model, not a curated record
UUCACAAAGAAAAAAAACACUUCAUUUUCAUUUAUAAAUUUCAUCAAUAAAUUGUUAAUAACAAUAUAAAAAAUGGAAAAUAAAACCCUUGAAAUAGAAAAAUCCGCUGCAGAAAAACUUAAAGAACGUAAGGAACGUUUAAGAAAUCUCCACAAGCUUCGUCAGACAGCUAGAUCUGAAAAUCACCAAGAAGUCAUUGCUGAAGAUGCCCGAAACAAACUUCCCAAAAAUUGGGAAUCUAGAAAACGACAAGCUGACUGGAUUGUUAGCGACGCAAAUGCACGAGAAGCAGCCGAAGCUGAAGGUAAGGAUUAUGAUCGAAUGCGAAUGUUAGAAGUUUCCGCUAUCGAUGCAACAAAAAUCGAAAAGAAAAAACAAAAAAAGAAUCCAGACGGUGGUUUUUCGACAUUUGAAGCUCAAACUGCGCGUCAAUAUAGUAGAUUGGUUAAGAAUAUGGCACCCAGAGAUAUGGAAAAGUAUGAAAAACAAAAGCAAGAAUUGGGUGAGGGAGCAUUUUACUGUAAGCCAAAUACACUUAUCCACAAUAGACCUCAGGACACUCCAGAUGCUAUAAAUAAUAUGGUCAAAGAUUUGGAAACACAAAUUGAACGCAGGAAAAAAUACUCGAGAAGGAGGAUAUAUAAUGACGAUGCUGAUGUUGACUUUAUCAAUGAACGCAAUUCCAAGUUCAACAAAAAAUUGGAUCGUUUCUAUGGAGAAUAUACUUCGGAGAUCAAACAGAAUUUGGAAAGAGGAACUGCAAUUUAAGUUUUUUUUUUCAAUUUACAUUAUUUUAGCUUGACUCUUAGAUUUAAGACUUGUGUUCUGUAUUUUCAUUUUUUAUUAAAUUCAAAAUAAAGUCUCCAUGUACAUAGUUUGA